Thunnus maccoyii (southern bluefin tuna) is the source of this 1698-nucleotide messenger RNA. RefSeq names its product monoacylglycerol O-acyltransferase 3a (gene mogat3a). Gene Ontology annotation, cellular component: endoplasmic reticulum membrane. Gene Ontology annotation, molecular function: diacylglycerol O-acyltransferase activity. Bases 287 to 1294 code for a protein of 335 amino acids. Gene Ontology annotation, biological process: triglyceride biosynthetic process. Lineage: Eukaryota; Metazoa; Chordata; Actinopteri; Scombriformes; Scombridae. The record is from RefSeq and is a predicted model, not a curated record. The transcript is spliced from 9 exons.
GUCCAGUACGCAUGCGCAGUGCGGGCGGGAGGGGAGCGUGUUUGUGAAAUUUGAAGUUGGAGGAAAGUUGAGAGUGACUGAAAGUAUUUAAAGUUUUAUUAACAAGAACAGAUUCUUCAUGCUGUGCAGGAGGACACAGACAGGUAGACAGACAGACAGGUAGACAGACAGACAGGUAGAGAGACAGACUGAAGGAGCAGAGAGGGAGACAGAAGCUCCGACAUCCAGGCAGAGACACCGGGAGGUCGCUGAGCUCCAAGCCGGGACAAGGAGCGCGACCGCCGGCAUGAUGAUCGAGUUCGCCCCGCUGAACAUCCCGCUGCGGAGGAGACUGCAAACCGCCGCCGUCCUGCAGUGGGUCUUCUCCUUCCUGGCCUUAGCUCAGUGCUGUCUCGCUGCCUUCGUGCUCCUGGCUCUCUCUGAUUGGUGGAUGGUGACCCUGCUGUAUGCUGGUUGGCUGUGGCUGGACUGGGACACGCCCACCAGCGGGGGUCGGAGGUCAGGCUGGGUCAGGAGCUGGAGCGUCUGGGACUACUUCAGACAGUACUUCCCAAUCACGCUGGUUAAAACAGUCGAUCUGGAUCCAAAGAAAAACUACAUCUUUGGAUUUCAUCCACACGGUGUGCUGGUAGCUGGUGCGUUUGGUAACUUUUGUACGGAGGCGACGGGUUUUUCUCGGCUGUUUCCAGGACUGAAGUCUCACCUGCUGAUGUUGCCGUUCUGGUUCAGAGUGCCGCUGUUCAGAGAUUACAUCAUGUGUGGAGGUCUGGUGUCCAGCUGUAAGUCCAGUCUUUCGUACCUGGUCAGUCGUCCUGAAGGAGGAAACGUUGCUGUCGUCGCAGUGGGCGGAGCUCCAGAGGCUCUGGACGCUCGACCGGGAGCUUUAAAACUACAGGUGCGAAACAGGAAGGGCUUCAUCAAACUGGCGCUCAAACACGGAGCUCAGCUGGUUCCGGUCUUUUCUUUCGGAGAGAACGAGCUGUUUGAUCAGAUGGAGAACCCGACCGGUUCUCCUCUGAGGAGGCUGCAGAACCGACUGCAGAGCGUCAUGGGAGUAGCGAUUCCUCUGUUCCACGCCAGAGGAGUUUUCCAGUAUAGCUUUGGACUGUUGCCGUACAGGAAGCCCAUAAACACCAUAGUGGGGAAGCCGAUCCCGGUCGUCCAGACUCCGAGUCCCAGCAAUGAGGACAUCGAGUCUCUGCAUCAAGUUUACCUGCAGCACCUGAACGAGCUGUUCGAGCAGCACAAACACACCUACGGCCUGCAGGAGCACCAGCACCUCACAUUCAUAUGACCUACGGAUGACCUACAGAUGACCUUCAGAUGACCUACAUAUGACUUUCAGACGACCUGCAGAUGACCUACAGAUAACCUGCAUAUGACCUGCAAAUGACCUGCAGAUGACCUGCAAAUGACCUACACAGGACCUACAUAUGACCUGCAGAUGACCUACACAUGACCUACAUAUGACCUGCAGAUGACCUUCAGAUGACCUACAUAUGACCUUCAGAUGACCUGCAGAUUACCUGCAGAUGACUGUCUGACCUUUGUCUCUGCUUGUAAAGACAAGUGUUUGUGUUCUUUUUCUGUGUAAUAAAGUGACAUUACAUCAUGAUGAUGAUGAUGACGAUGAUGAUGUAACAGAUGACUGGCAGGUCACGUGACUUCACUGUUUUAUUAAAUUAAUCCAUAUGAGAA